Messenger RNA from Trichomycterus rosablanca, 2381 nucleotides. It is a transcript of the gene sdf4, whose product is annotated as stromal cell derived factor 4. NCBI's taxonomy places the organism in Eukaryota, Metazoa, Chordata, Actinopteri, Siluriformes, Trichomycteridae. Gene Ontology annotation, cellular component: endoplasmic reticulum. Bases 195 to 1265 code for a protein of 356 amino acids. Gene Ontology annotation, biological process: calcium-ion regulated exocytosis. The record is from RefSeq and is a predicted model, not a curated record. The transcript is spliced from 6 exons. Gene Ontology annotation, molecular function: calcium ion binding.
AUUAUCUAAAAUAAUUCUUUAUUCGUCCCACAGUGGGGAAAUUCAAAAUCUACAGUCAGUGUUUGUGUGUACACAGUAUUCGUGUGCACCUGAUGUAGCAGUAACUGAUUGUAAUCAUUGUGUACUCUCACUUUGUCACUUCUUUUUAUGUUUAACAACACCUCUUAUCUGUUCCUGAGGUGGAAACUAAAAACAUGGCCACUAGAAGAGGAGCUCGAAGAGGGCACCUUUGUGCCACAUUCAUAGCUCUCUUUGUGGUCCUUGCCUUUGACGUCCAUGCCCGGCCAGCAAACAUGUCAGCUCACAAAAGCAAACACCAGAAUGAUAAGGAGGACAAUGAGAUUCUUCCACCUGACCACCUAAAUGGUGUUAAGAUGGAAAUGGAUGGCCACCUCAACAAAGGCUUUCACCAAGAAGUCUUCCUGGGAAAAGACAUGGAGGAGUUUGAUGAGGAUUCGGAGCCAAGGAGGAAUCGCAAGAAACUGAUUGAAAUAUUUACCAAAGUUGAUUUCAAUCAAGACAAAAGUGUCAGUGCUAAGGAGCUGCAGCGCUGGAUUAUGGAGAAAACAGAAGAGCAUUUCCAAGAGGCUGUACAAGAGAACAAACUUAACUUCCGAGCAGUAGACCCUGAUGGAGAUGGACAUGUGACAUGGGAUGAGUACCGUGUAAAGUUUUUGGCCAGCAAAGGUUUUAAUGAGAAGAAAGUGGUGGAGAAGAUCAAGAACAACGAAGAUCUUAAAGUUGAUGAGGAGACCCAGGAGGUGUUGGAGAGUCUUAAGGAUCGUUGGUUCCAGGCCGAUAGCCCACCAGCUGACCAACUUCUGAACGAGGAGGAGUUCCUCUCCUUCCUCCACCCAGAGCACAGCAGAGGCAUGCUCAAAUACAUGGUUAAGGAAAUCAUCAGAGACCUGGAUCAAGAUGGAGACAAGGAACUGACCCUGUCCGAGUUCAUCUCUUUGCCAAUGGGCACAGUGGAGAACCAGCAAGGCCAGGACAUUGAUGAUGACUGGGUACGUGAGAGGAAAAAGGAAUUUGAGGAGGUCAUUGAUGCCAACCACAACGGAAUUGUCACCAUGGAAGAGCUGGAGGAAUACAUGGAUCCCAUGAAUGAGUACAAUGCCCUAAAUGAAGCCAAGCAAAUGAUCGCUGUAGCUGAUGAGAACCAGAACCACAACCUGGAGCUGGAGGAGAUUCUUAAAUACAGCGAGUAUUUUACUGGCAGCAAAUUCAUGGACUACGCUCGCAAUGUGCAUGAGGAGUUCUAGAACAAUCUCUUCAAUCCUUACAUAAGGAAAUGUAUUCUGCUGAUCUAUUAGACAGCAGGCAUAUGGAACACAUGCUCUAGAGGAUCAUGUGUGUUUUAGCCUGGCAGGGAUUUAUUUGAAUAUUUGAAUUCAUCAGAAAGUGUGUGUGUGUAUAUGUACAGGUGUGUGUAUAGGUGUGUGUGUGUGUGUGUGUGUGUGUGUGUGUGUGUGUGUGUGUGUGUGUGUGUGUGUGUGUGGACAUUUGAAGCAGUGACUGAAUGCAAAACAUUUAAAGAAUUCAGAUUUUUAUGAUAGGAUCAGAAUCUGUGGAGCUGCUCUUGCUGAAGCACUGUGUUUAACUGCUUUUAUUGCAUCAUACACACUUCAUAUGUCAUUAAUGAUUGGAAUGUCAGUAUUCAGACAGUUGUUUUUUGUGUAACCAAGUCAUCUGGGUCUUUCAUCUAAAGAGAGAGUAAAUUAUUAAAUAUCCGAUGCUCGGGUGGUGCAGCAGAUAAAACACACCAGUUUAAACAAUGAUUGGCUCAUCUGUCUGGUGGGGGUUGCUGGAGGGGAUUCCUCAUAAAUGCUGCAUUUAUGACCUCAAUAAGACCAGUGCAUGACCCUCCGUACAUGAUACUGAGCUCCAUGUGAGCUCACCUUGUGCAGGUGAAAAGAAGCAGUCAGCUACUGCACACAUGUUGUGGAGUGUGUGAUAGUCAAGGCUCUCCUCUGUCAGGAGUGGAGGUCUGCAGCAGUAGAGGAUGUGAAAUGCGAUUUGGUAAUUGGAUACAACUGGAUCUGGACGAAAAUUGGGGGGGGGUAAAUGUGUCAAAAAUAAUUUGAAAUGGCCGGUGUAUUAGUAGGAGUGUAAAUAUUCUUUUGAAAUAAUCUAAUGUAAAAAAAAAAAACAUUAACUCUUAUUCACAAGGUUUUUGGUGGACACCUGCUUGUCUUGAGGGCUAACGCCAAUAAUGUACAUCAGUAUGCCAAAAAUGUGUGUAUAUACAUUUGUCAAAAUAUUGUCUGUCGAAUGUAAGAGAAAUAUGUUUGUACAUUUCUCAGAUUAAUGGAAAAUAUGUUUUCUGUCCUCAUUUUGCCUUUUGCUGUUUGCACAUAAAAUGAUUAUACAAUGUUUUA